AUAAUGGAAGAGGUUAAGAAAAGGAUCAGACUUUAUCGUGGAAAUCAUUCAAAAAUGCUUAGCUCCGACCAGAUCAAACCUAAGCAUCUUGGUAAGAUGAAUAAGAUCCAAAGGAUCUUAUUCCAAGAUUUUCUGGACCUAAAGGCCCAGAAAAAUUGUGAAGAAGAUAGCCAGAAAAUAAAAGACUUAAAGUAUGAAAUCGCUAAACUUCAGAUUCUAAUCAACAUCAAGAAGAAGAAUCUCAAGAGAAGGGAAUAUCUUGAAGAGUUUCUCCAAAAUCUUCAAGAAAGGAGAGAAGCUCUUAGGCUCAGGCUCAGGCCCAGCUUGGGCCUGAGCCCAGAGAGUUCUGGCAUGCCUGAGAAGGGAAUGGGUAAAAGACUGGUUAAAAUAAAAACCAAAUCCUUGAGAGAGAUUAGAAAGCAGCAGGAACUGCUCAUCAUAAAUUCCAAGCAUCCAGAAAAAGAUCGAAGAGAGGUUUUAUAUGGAAAUCUCCAGCUUUGCUAUAGCUUGGAAACAGAUGACAAAAUUAAAGAGAUCUAUACCAAAUAAAGAACAAGCUGAUAGCGAAGGAUCUGAUUAUGACGUUAUUGAUUGGAAUGAAGUGAAAGAAGAAAGAAAGAAUGACGAAGAGGAAAAAGAUCAGCUUUCUUUUAAAGAUUUUAAUGAGGAAGCACAAAAUGAAUUAGAAUUUAAUAAUCAUAUGCCAGAUUUAUUAAACUCACCACCAAGCAGUGUCGAGCCUGAGUAUUAUAAUAACAGAGGACAGGAUAUCUCAAAAUAAAGAAGAUACCUCUAAAAUGCCAGAAAUUGGCUAUAUUGAUAAAAUAAAAAGGCUCGAUGGGUUUCUAUAUAAUCUGAAGGACUCAAUUGAAUUAUUUUAUCAGAAAAAGCCUAGUCAAAAACUCCACAAAGCUUUAUCACACAAUUAGCCCACCAAUAUCUCCCUCCAGAAAACUCUUAACCCGGAAAUCUUUUGAAAUAUCGCCAAACUUCUGCCAAGGCGAAGACUCUCCUAUAAUCCAAAAAGAGUUCUUUCCAAGUUCUACUUGGAAAGAACUCUUUGGAUCAUUUCAGCAUAAGGCUUUGCUUUUGAGAUGUUUUGCGAACAUUCUCAAAAUUUGUCUGCCUUACCCCAUCGGUGAGAACGGAGUUCUCACCGAUGGGGCUCAAGAAUACACAUUGAUUCCUUCUUGACAAGCCAAUCACGACCACAAUAAGCAUGCGUACAAAAUGCUCAUAUCUGAUCUGGAAUUUAUGCACAAAGAAGUCUCAAAGCUGGCUGGCAGCCAGCUUUGAGACUCUUGCUACAUAGAUUUAAUAGAGAAAUUAUGCAUUUAG
Messenger RNA from Moneuplotes crassus, 1338 nucleotides. NCBI's taxonomy places the organism in Eukaryota, Ciliophora, Spirotrichea, Euplotida, Euplotidae. The record is from the annotation of a GenBank genome assembly.